AUACUCUAAUCACCUUAUACCAAACUUCCUUCACUUCGUUCAAUCUCCUUACGUGUCCCCCAAUUCUCUCUCUCUCAUCGGAGCUUCACACCGGCGGCGAUCCACAACUUUCGGUGGUGUUUUUCCGACCAUAAUCCACAGCCAUGACUCCUGAGUAUGACUACCUAUUCAAGCUUUUGCUCAUUGGAGAUUCGGGUGUCGGAAAGUCUUGUCUGCUUUUGCGGUUUGCUGAUGACUCCUACUUGGAUAGUUACAUAAGCACCAUCGGAGUUGAUUUUAAAAUCCGUACGGUGGAGCAAGAUGGCAAGACUAUUAAGCUUCAAAUAUGGGACACUGCGGGGCAAGAACGUUUUAGGACAAUCACAAGCAGCUACUACCGAGGGGCACAUGGCAUCAUAGUGGUUUAUGAUGUGACGGACCAAGAGAGCUUUAACAAUGUUAAGCAGUGGCUGAGUGAAAUCGACCGAUACGCAAGUGAGAAUGUCAACAAGAUUCUUGUUGGAAACAAGUGUGAUCUUGUUGCGAACAAGGUUGUUUCAACUGAAACCGCUAAGGCAUUUGCUGAUGAAAUUGGAAUUCCGUUUUUGGAAACAAGUGCGAAAGAUGCCACCAAUGUCGAACAGGCUUUCAUGGCCAUGACUGCAUCCAUCAAAGAUAGGAUGGCUAGUCAACCAGCUAUGAACGCGUCGAAGCCUCCAACGGUCAACAUUCGUGGUCAACCCGUCUCACAGAACAGUGGAUGCUGCUCUUAGUGGUUGUGUUUGAUGGUGGCAGUGUACAAGUAUUAUCCUUGUUAGGGUUGGAUUCUUUUACUUUCUUUGUUUCUGACUGUUUUGGAUUGUAUAAAGUUCAAGAAUUGUUUAGUUAAUGUUUCGACUAUGUUAUGUCAAAAAAAACAUAGAUAUGUUGUCGUUUCAGUUUAAAAGAUCAUGUUUUUAUUCGUC
Molecule: messenger RNA, 944 nt
Organism: Helianthus annuus (common sunflower)
Lineage: Eukaryota; Viridiplantae; Streptophyta; Magnoliopsida; Asterales; Asteraceae
Product: ras-related protein RABD2c
Exons: 8
Coding region: 144-752 (202 amino acids)
Molecular function (GO): GTP binding; GTPase activity
Source: RefSeq, a predicted model, not a curated record